UUCAGUCUUUCAGUUCGAACGGCACACUGCGUGUACAAUACAGAGAGAGGAGGAAUCCAUCACAUCUGUUUUCGAGACACUCUGGGGAUCGUUGUGACGAUAUGUCUUGCUGAAACGGAAGCGAACCGGUGCCAAGGAUGCUCGGCCGUGUGCGCGCCUCUUUCUUCAGCCUGGUGAUUGCCACAUCUCUGUUGCAAUGCGCACAGCAGCAAGAAAGCAGGCAGAGUAGAGAGGUGAUACUGAACAUCAGUGACGAUCAGAAAACUCAAUACCUAAAUCAAGACUUCUAUUCAAAUGCGUAUAAUUAUGGAUACGAAAUAAGUCCCAACGGACAAUUUCAUCACGAGGUACGAGGACCCGAUGAUAUCACUUAUGGAUGUUACGGAUACAUCGAUCCAUUUGGAAAACUAAAAACAACGUUCUACAUCAGCGAUGGUUGGGGAUAUCGGGUUAUUCAACCAGGGAACUCGGUUGAAUUGUUCCUUCACGAACACGAGCAUCACCACGGAGAUGACUCGGGACAACAUCAGCACGAGCACGAUGAUCAUCAUCACGAUCAUCACGGUGUGAUCACGGAAUGGGCGAAUUUAUAUUUUCCAGAAAUAUGUAGGCAAUUCGAUGGAACGGGUUCCGGGUCAAGCGUGGCACCAGUACCAGGAUAUCCUGGACAACAACCUGGAACACCAUCGCAACCUGGAUAUCCAGAAACACCGAGUUAUCCUGGAUAUCCUGGAACACCAGGAAAACCUGGACAACCCGGCACACCAGGUACACCUGGAACACCGGGCUAUCCCGGAAUACCGGGCACACCUGGAAUUCCAUCACAACCAGGCAAACCUGGAAGACCAGGCCAACCAGGACAUCCUGGAACUCCAGGUAAACCUGGCACGCCACCGCAACCUGGAUAUCCUGGAACACCUGGAACGCCAUCUCAACCUGGCAAACCUGGAACACCUGGCACACCAGGAUAUCCAGGCACACCUGGAAUACCAGGACAACCUGGAAAACCUGGAUAUCCAGGAAAACCAGGAACACCUGGAACACCAUCACAACCAGGAUAUCCAGGCACACCUGGAACACCAUCACAACCAGGAUAUCCAGGCACACCUGGAACACCAUCACAACCAGGAUAUCCAGGCACACCUGGAACACCAUCACAACCAGGAUAUCCAGGCACACCUGGAACACCAUCACAACCAGGAUAUCCAGGCACACCUGGAACACCAUCACAACCAGGAUAUCCAGGCACACCUGGAACACCAGGACACCCUGGAAAACCAGGAACACCAUCACAACCAGGGUAUCCUGGCACACCAGGAAAACCAGGAACACCUGGAACACCAUCACAACCAGGAUAUCCAGGCACACCUGGAAUACCAGAGCAACCUGGUCAUCCAGGAACACCUGGAACACCAUCACAACCGGGGUAUCCUGGAACACCUGGAAUACCAGGACAACCUGGGAAACCUGAAUAUCCAGGCACACCUGGAAUACCAGGGCAACCUGGACAGCCUGGAACACCCGGAACACCAUCACAACCAGGGUACCCUGGCAAACCAGGAAAACCAGGAAAACCAGGAACACCUGGAAUACCAGGGCAACCUGGACAGCCUGGAACACCAUCACAACCAGAGUAUCCUGGAACACCUGGAAUACCAGGGCAACCUGGACAGCCUGGAACACCUGGAACACCAUCACAACCAGGGUAUCCUGGAACACCUGGAAUACCAGGACAACCUGGGAAACCUGGAUACCCAGGCACACCUGGAAUACCAGGGCAACCUGGACAGCCUGGAACACCCGGAACACCAUCACAACCAGCGUACCCUGGCAAACCAGGAAAACCAGGAACACCUGGAAUACCAGGGCAACCUGGACAGCCUGGACCACCUGGAACACCAUCACAACCAGGGUAUCCUGGAACACCUGGAAUACCAGGACAACCUGGGAAACCUGGAUAUCCAGGCACACCUGGAAUACCAGGGCAACCUGGACAGCCUGGAACACCCGGAACACCCGGAACACCAUCACAACCAGGGUACCCUGGCACACCAGGAAAACCAGGAACACCUGGAAUACCAGGGCAACCUGGACAGCCUGGAACACCUGGAACACCAUCACAACCAGGAUAUCCAGGCACACCUGGAAUACCAGGGCAACCUGGACAGCCUGGAAAACCUGGAACUCCAUCACAACCAGCGUAUCCUGGUGUACCUGGAAUACCAGGACAACCUGGGCACCCUGGAACACCUGGAAUACCAUCACAACCAGAGUAUCCUGGCACACCUGAAAUACCAGGACAACCUGGGCAUCCUGGAUAUCCUGGAAAACCAGGAGCACCCGGAACACCAUCGCAACCAGGAUAUCCUGGCAAACCUGGAACACCAUCGCAACCAGGAUAUCCCGGUACACCCGGAAUACCAGGGCAUCCGGGACAACCUGGAACACCCUCUCAACCAGGAUAUCCUGGAAUACCAGGGCAACCUGGGCAUCCUGGGAAACCUGGAACGCCUGGAAUACCAGGGCAACCUGGUCAUCCUGGAACACCUGCAAUACCUGGAACGCCACCUCAACCCGGAUAUCCUGGAAAACCUGGCACACCUGGAACGCCACCACAACCUGGCUAUCCUGGAAUACCAGGACAACCAGGACAUCCUGGUACACCUGGAACACCAUCACAACCAGGGUACCCGGGCGCACCUGAAAUACCAGGGCAAUCUGGAUAUCCUGGGACACCAGGUACGCCCGGAUUACCAGGAACGCCUAGCAAACCUGGUAGGCCUGGAACACCACCUGUCCCAUCUUAUCCUGGAUACCCUGGUACACCAAGUGUUCCAGGCACCCCUGGUUCACCAGGAACACCUGGAAUACCUGGAACUCCACCAAUCCCACCUCAGCCAGGAUAUCCUGGCACUCCUGGCACACCAGGAAAACCUGGAAUACCUGGAACUCCACCAAUUCCACCGCAUCCUGAAUAUCCGGGCAGUCCAGGCACCCCAGGAGCACCUGGAACACCUGGAAUUCCGCCAAUCCUACCUCAGCCAGGACAUCCUGGUACACCAGGCAUACCUGGCAAACCUGGUAGGCCUGGAACACCACCUGUUCCAUCUUAUCCUGCAUAUCCUGGUACGCCAGGUGUGCCAGGCACCCCUGGUACACCAGGAACACCUGGAAUACCUGGAACUCCACCAAUUCCACCGCGUCCUGGAUAUCCGGGCAGUCCAGGCACCCCAGGAACACCUGGAACUCCAGGAACACCUGGAACUCCACCAAUUCCACCUCAGCCAGGACAUCCUGGUACACCAGGCAUACCAGGAAAACCUGGUAGGCCUGGAACACCACCUGUCCCAUCUUAUCCGGGAUAUCCUGGUACACCAGGUACGCCAGGAACACCUGGAAUACCUGGAACUCCACCAAUUCCACCGCAUCCUGGAUAUCCAGGCAGUCCAGGCACGCCAGGAACACCUGGAACACCUGGAACUCCACCAAUUUCACCACAACCAGGAUAUCCUGGUACACCAGGUACUCCCGGAAUACCCGGGACGCCACCAACUCCACCCCAACCAGGACAUCCUGGAACACCACCUUAUCCGGGAACUCCUAGUAAACCUGGACAUCCCCAGACGUCAAAACCAGGUCAACCCCCGUAUCCACCAUAUCCAGGAUACCCUCCUGCACCUGAAGGCCCAAUUGGCGGUGUAGGUCCGGAUGGUCCUCAAGGUCCAGAUGGUCCUCAAGGUCCUGGCGGGCCAGGAGGUCCUGACGGUGGAGUUGGAGGAAUAGGAGGAGUAGGUGGCGAUGGGCCUCCUGGUCCAGACGGUCCAUGGCCGACCGGUUCACCCGGUCCAGACGGUCCAUGGCCUGGUGAUCCGGGUUACGUGCCUGGCGUUCGGCCAACAACACGACCUCGGCACGAAGAGCCGAUCAAACUUCAAUAUCCCAUCAAGUAUUACGAACCUACAACGCCAACAACCAUCUACGAUCAUCCGUCUUAUGGACAGAAGCAAGUGGAAGGACUAACAUCCGGCUCGAAGUUCAGAUCGGAUUACUCAAAGAACGACACCUCGGAUGAAAAUUACGAGAAGACUGUCGAGUCUACAGCGUUUGCUUACCCAACGAAAAUAAGCAAUCCUUUGGGGGCGAAGGAUACGUAUACGAUCAGAGGUCAGUUCAGGAGACCUGGUUACCAGGCGGGUCAGGUAAACCAACAGGCGGACGAAAUUAAUUCGUUGCUGCAAGCGCAGCAAAAGGAAUCGCGCAAAUACACCGAGGUACAAGAAGGGCGGAGUAACUACGAAGGCGUUAAGAAAAUUGUGCCACAAAUUCCACAGGACACCUCAAGCGGUGUCGAACAUUUCAACGGCCAAGGUAGAUCAAUGCAACUGGGCUUCCGCGAGAAUCGUAAAUAUCCCUACCAACGAGUGAACGAGCCGGUGGUCCAGAUAGAGACGAGUUACGAUGGGGACGACGCCGCGCUUGCCAAACAGGUAAAUCAACUGUCCGAGAAAUCCAACCGACCGACCUCGGACUUCACCGCGAUCGGUGUUCAACCACCGAACCCGAUCGACGCCAAGCUCUACGAGCAAUCCGUAGGGCCAGACCCUCGAACCUGUCCCUGCUACCUUGUCGAGCCUGGCAACGAUACAGUUACCACCACGAGCACGACAUCCGUUCCCCUGGUCGGUCAGCUUGGCUUCAUCCCGGUGAUAUUCGUACCGUACUGUCCCGGCGGGGAUGAAACGGACGGUGAAAGCAUGAAGGACAUGUUCCCAUCGGCGAUGCCUGUCCCGUAUGCAUGCGACGCGUGCGGCUUCCAAACUGGCAAGCUCGAAACGAAGCUCAUCAACGCGAGCCAACUUGGCAAUAUAGAGAAUCUACGCGAGGCGUUGCGGCAGGCGAAACUUGGCUUUCUCAAUGUUUCAGCGCGCGACCGGAAGGCGAGGAGAAGGGCGAAGAGUCGGUACGCCAAGUGACGAGUGCGACUGCAGCGCACAGAUUUCAGUUCGCCACUUGGCCGCGGUUACGUCUCGAGGGAACCGCUGGUGAAACAAAAAAUCACCGUUUGUCUGUCAGUCAGCUGCUGGACGGCUGAGCGAUGACACAAGAUCGGGAAACAAGAAUGAUUAUUAUCUCGUGGUAAAUGGGCAUAACUAAUACGUUCUUGCUAGUAAUUAAGUGGAAGGUGACAGGGUGAGUGUUGGUAACAGGUUACGUUUAGAACGCUCGCGUGCGUUAUGGUUAUUAUCCAGAUGUACGUAUCACACUGGCUGGUGUAUAGUGUUCUUUUUUUUCUUUUUUCUCUUCUUUAACUCGGAUGGGAAUUCACGGGGAAAAUUUAUAACGGUUAAGCCUGGAAAAUAGGACGUUGCUGCUCGCUGCAGAGAAACGAACAAAAAUGAAAUGGAACGCAGAGCGCAGCAUUGUCUACGAGAACAGUAAAUUAUUAAUAUUCCGCGCUUUGUUUUUCUUUUUUUUUUUUUUUUUGUUUCAUAACGUUAAAGAAUACGAGAGUCGUCGUCUUGUAAGGAUAUUUAUGUAUCGAGUAUAAAUGUUUCCGUAGUUCUUCUUCUUCGUAGUUGUAACGACGCAAAUAUAUAUAUAUAUAUUUAGUUUAUUAUUUUCUAAUUAUUAUCACUUAGUAUUUAAUUUCGAGGAUAUCGUUUUCGUUUCGCUCGAUGUUGAUCGCACGAGUAACUAGAAACUAACUGGACAGUUAAUCGUCACUUUCUUUCGAGUCUUCUCCGCCUGAAUUGUACGAACAUCGCGAGAAACGACAUUGUCCGCAUUACGCUCUCGUGUUUAACGUAUGCUUGAGAUUAAAUAUUGAUUGUGCAAGUGCUAAUACGUAUUGUAAUUUCUAUUGGGCACGUACAGGACGAUCGUCACG
This is a messenger RNA of Frieseomelitta varia, 5887 nucleotides long. RefSeq names its product collagen alpha-5(IV) chain-like. Lineage: Eukaryota; Metazoa; Arthropoda; Insecta; Hymenoptera; Apidae. The transcript has 8 exons. The record is from RefSeq and is a predicted model, not a curated record. Bases 138 to 4973 code for a protein of 1611 amino acids.